Acanthocheilonema viteae is the source of this 621-nucleotide messenger RNA. NCBI's taxonomy places the organism in Eukaryota, Metazoa, Nematoda, Chromadorea, Rhabditida, Onchocercidae. The record is from the annotation of a GenBank genome assembly.
AUGUCAGAUCUUCGAGAGUUUGUUAAUCAGCAAAAAGCUAAAAAUUCAUUUUUUGGCACGACUACGACAUCAGCAUCAUUUCCAUCAAUUAAAUCUAUACGAUCUAAACUUACAUCCGGUUUGAAUGGAUUUUCAAUGAUGCAUUCAGCAGGUGAUGAUUCUGAUCGAGAAAUAUUGACCGAAUCAACUGGCGAAACAAAUGGACAGUUGCCACAAUCACGAAAUCGUAGAAAUGGUGGAUGGUUCGGUUCUUUUUCCAGCGAAGAGCCUGUUUUUGGAAUGUCGAAGAUGCAGAGGAUUGUUGCAUUUUUCUUGUCAAUAGGAGCAGCUUUUGUUUGCUUCGGAAUAGCUGUCGUUUUGCUACCUGCUAUAGUUAUACAAGCUCGAAAAUUUGCAGCAUUGAAUACACUUGGUUCGAUUAUGUUGAUUUUGAGUUUUGGUUUUUUAUGGGGACCAAUAAGCUAUUUGAAACAUAUGUUCUCAGAACAACGGAGGCAUGUUACGGCAUCUUAUUUGAUAACCGUUAUAGCGACAUUAUAUUUCAGUUUAUGGGAUUUAUACUUCGUCCUCUCAUCAAGUUGGAUUAACCAUAAAAAUGUGGUUUUAGGUGCUUCACUUUAG